Lepus europaeus (European hare) is the source of this 1405-nucleotide messenger RNA. RefSeq names its product serpin B4-like. The transcript has 8 exons. Gene Ontology annotation, biological process: negative regulation of endopeptidase activity. Bases 68 to 1240 code for a protein of 390 amino acids. Gene Ontology annotation, molecular function: serine-type endopeptidase inhibitor activity. NCBI's taxonomy places the organism in Eukaryota, Metazoa, Chordata, Mammalia, Lagomorpha, Leporidae. The record is from RefSeq and is a predicted model, not a curated record.
UAAUAGGCUCCUGCCCACCUCUGCUUCCUGCAAGCACUCAGCAGUUCCAGAUCACACCAAGAUCACCAUGAGUUCACUCAGCAAAGCCUCCCUCCAGCUCAUGCUUGAUCUGUUCCAACAGUUAGGAAAAUCAAAGGAGGAAAAUGUCUUCUACUCCCCUUUCAGCAUCACGUCAGCAUUAAGGAUGCUCUUUUUAGGGACCAGAGAAAACACUGCACUACAAAUUGCAAAGGUCCUUCAUCUUCAAGAAGACACAGAGAACACAAAAGACACAGCGUCAACCCACCACAUUGAGAGGUCAGAAAAUGUGCAUCUCCAAUUUCAAAAGCUUCUGAAUGAAUUAAACAAACCUACUGAUGCCUAUGAGCUGAAGAUUGCCAACAAGUUCUAUGGAGAAAAGACUUUUCCAUUUCUUCGGGAAUAUUUGGAUGAUAUUAAAAAAUAUUACCUCGCCAAUGCAGAAUCUGUUGAUUUUGCAAAUGCUGCAGAAGAAAGUCAAAAGAAGAUUAACUCCUGGGUGGAGAGCCAAACAAACGGAAAAAUCAAGAACUUAUUUCCUAGCGGGACUCUCAACAGCACCACCAUACUGGUUCUGGUGAAUGCCAUCUACUUCAAAGGGGAGUGGGAUGAGAAGUUUAAUAAAGAACAGACCAAAGAGGACAAAUUUUGGCUAAACAAGAAUACAAGCAAACCUGUGCAGAUGAUGAAACAAAGGAAUCAUUUUAAUUUUGCUUUGCUGGAGGAUGUGCAGGCCAAGAUUCUGGAAAUACCAUACAAAGGCAAAGAUCUGAGCAUGAUUGUGCUGUUGCCAAAUGAAAUAGAUGGGCUGCAGAAGCUUGAAGAACAACUCACUGCUGAGAAAUUAAUAAAGUGGAUGAGCUCACAGAAUAUGAAAAAAAUAUAUGUGAAAUUACACUUACCUAAGUUCAAAAUGGAAGAGAAAUAUGAGCUCAAUUCUGUGUUGGAAGCCAUGGGGAUGGUGGAUGCCUUCAGUCCACAGAAUGCCAAUCUUUCAGGAAUGUCUGAGCACCAAGGUCUUGUGUUAUCUAAAGUCCUACACAAGUCCUUCGUGGAGCUGACUGAAGAGGGAACAGAGGCUGCAGCAGCCACUGGCAUGGUAAUCAGGGUGACAUCAGCACAAAUGCAUGAAGAAUUCUUCUGUGAUCACCCUUUCCUAUUCUUGAUCAAACAAAAUAAGACCAAUAGCAUCCUCUUCUUUGGCCGAGUCUCUUCCCCUUAGAUGCAAUUAGCUUGUCACUACUUUAGGGAAAAGUUUACAGGUUCAUUUCAGUAAAUAGCUUGCUGGCAACGAAUUUAAUAGUGGAAUUUAAUAGUGGAAACAGCAUAUCUCUAUCAUACUCUUUCUAUGUACACAUAAACUUACUUUUUCACCCAUAAAAAUUUC